UUCAUGAUCACUCUGGUCACAUGGUCAGUGAGAGGCAGAGCUGAGAUUCAAGUCUGGGUAGAAUGACACUGGACUUUUAACCACCACAUCAUAUUGCCUUCCUUAUUAGAUCAUGGACAUUGUAUAUAAGGGAAUAAUGUGCAUAGCAGAGAAAUAGAGCAUCUGAAACCCACAUCUUUGAGUUUGCAAAUCCACAUACAACAUCUGACUCGGCCCAUGCUGCCAUGCACUGACUCACUGUCUCACUGCCCCACUACCUCCCACAGCAGUGCUUUCUAUUUUGGGACAGCAAGGAUUAAAAGAAAUGUCUUAAUGGAGUCUUAGUCCCUGUGACCCCUGGGAAGGGGCCCUACUCCUGUUCUCUAAAGUAACCUGGAGUAUGUGGACUUGUCUGAAUUCUCAUUCAAAGAAUGGUUCUUCAAGGACUCACGUAACCCCCACACCCCUGGUGUUCUUGUUUUCAUAUUAAAUUUCUCACCUUCCUUUAUGGUUCUCAGUCCUUUGCCCCUGAUUAUUUCAUCUUCUUUUGACAGAUAAGCUUCCUAAGAUUAAUCACAAGCGUUCAUCAAGCCUUCAAGCAAAUGGCAAACUGUCUUUAAAUGGGUUUCUGAGGCUAUAACCUGAGUCUCUGGUGGGAUUCACCAGAUAUAUAACUUUUGAGUCAGUUCCUGUGACCUCUGUCAAGGCAAAUCUCUUUUUCUUCAAUCAGUGUGAUUGACCUGUCUCAAGAGUAUAUUACUUGGGAAUAAUAUGACUUGUAUCUAUAUUUGUAUCUAAGGAUGUAUACAGUGUGAGAUUUAAAAUGAUUUUACUUUAAUUUCAUUACAUGAUUGCUUCAUGCUGAGAAACUUUCACUUCAUGAUUCCUCAUCCAGUAUAUUCCCUCUCCUUCCUAGCUUAGUGCCACCUGCACAAUUGGUAACCCUUUCCUCUUCUUCUUCUUCUUUUUUUUUUUUUUAAAGAUGUCUUGCUUUGUCACCAGGCUGGAGUUCAGUAGCAUGAUCUUGGCUCACUGCAACCUCCACCCCCCGGGUUCAAGUGAUCUUUGAUAUGCUAAGUCAGAUAUGCCUCCUGAGUAGCUGGGAUUACAGGUGUGUGCCACCAUGCCUGGCUAAUAUUUGUAUUUUUAAUAGAUACCGGGUUUCACCAUGUUGGCCAGGAUGGUCUCGAUCUCCUGACCUCAUGAUCUGCAUGCCUUGGCCUCCCAAAGUGCUGGGAUUACAGGUGCGGGUGAGCCACAACACCCGACCAGUGCUUUUUUCUUAAGUCUUACCCUUGUUUAUAAGUAUAUUAAUGAGUUUAGGACCAAAUCUAGAAUCUUGUGACAGUCAAUAGCUUCUAGGUUUAGUUAUAUACAAAUUAUGUAUGAGUGGGCUGGGCGUGGUGGCUCACGCCUGUAAUCUCAGUACUUUGGGAGGCCGAGGCGGACUGAUCACGAGGUCAGGAGAUCGAGACCAUCCUGGCCAACAUGGUGAAACCCCAUUUCUACUAAAAAUACAAAAAAAAUUAGCUGGAUGUGGUGGUGCACGCCUGCAGUCCCAGCUACUCGGGAGGCUGAGGCGGGAGAAUUGCUUGAACCCAGGAGGCAGAGACUGUAGUGAGCCGAAAUUGCACCAUUGCACUACAGCCUGGGCGACAGUGUGAGACUCUGUCACACACAAAAAAAUUAUGCAUGGGUGUAACUGCAAUAAUGUUAGCCCCCACCCUUUUCACCUUUAUCCACUGAUCAUGCAUGAUGAAAGACAUUUUCAGUGGCAGAAAUCAAGUGGGAGGUGGAAGGAAAGGUGGUGCAUAUAUUUCCUGCUUCUCUUGGCUUCCUCAGGUUUCAGCACCGACUCCCUCCCUCUGCACUUGUGACUAGACAUCUUGGUGGCUGGGGAGGAGGCCCUUGCAGGGCAGUCUGCUGUCUGUAUGCCCCCAGUAUGUCCAUGCAGGGCACAGACUGCACGUGGCUCAGGUAGAGUGUUGGCCAUGCCUGCUUUGCUGGAAUAUGCCUAGUUUUAUCUCUAGUUCUAGCUUGUUGGGAAAAUCCCACCAUCUCCCAGAAGGAAGGAGGUCAAGUACUGGAAAAGAAGAGAGAGAACAGAUCAUUUCACAAGGACCAAGGGUCAAUAUAGCAGUGGUCAGACAUUUUAGGUGAAAAUGCUUCCCCUCACAUUAAUAACUUAAGUAGUAACCCUGAAUUACCUGAAAGAAGGUGUGUUUAUAUGUGCAUGCACUGGUUUCUCAUGAACAAAAGCUUUUUAAAAUUUGGCUUUGCCAGCAAGUGUAAUACCACAUGAUGGGAAGGGGACAGAUGAGACAUCAUGCUUUUCCCAGACUCCCUAAUGAUACUAAUAAUACUUGUUAGCUCUUUGCAUGGUGUAAAAGUCGACUCAUUUGACCCUGACAGCCACCUAUGAGCUAGGUGGGACUGUGGUCUCUCUUUUAUGAUAGAGGAGCAAGCUGAGAGUGUCAAGUGAAUUAUCCAGGGAUAUGAAGCUGCUCCUUGCCUUCCUACUCUGAAACCUGCGUGCUUUCCCGAAUUCCUGCUGGCUGGCCAGGGCAGGUGGCACUUGGGGAAGGCAGAGGGGCUGGGGUGCAGCCAGCAGAGGCUCAGGUCCUCUGGUGAAGUGUUAGGUACGACAGCAGAGCUAGAUGGGUGUGACAUAUUGUUCCCUACCCAGCCCAGCAGUGGCUGCACCUUCCAAGCUUCUCCGUACCAUGUGGGAAGGCAGGAAAAGCAAGUGGAGAUUUAGGGUUGUGUGCUGAGGGGGUUUCAUCAGGAUACCCCCUGCCCAUGAAUAAAACAGGGCAGAAAGGAAAGGUAGGGUACUGGCAUGAAGCCUCCAGACUGCUCAAAGCCUGAAUACUUGAGAGGUCUCAGAUGGCCCUCUCAUCCUAAAGCAUUCCUCUGCGAAGUGCUCUUCCCCACUGGACUCCUGUGAGUCACUCUGAUGAGGCCUGUUUGCCCACCUGCCUAAGUACCACUGGCGCCAUGUCCCCACAUUGGUCUGUCCCAUCUAGCCCAUCUGUCCUGCCCUGUGCGGAGGCCACAUUUUUAACUCUAAAAUCGGUGUAUGGCCCAACCUCUAAAAGGUACAGGCCAGCAGGUGGCAGGGAGGAAGGCAGUGAGGCGCUGCCCUCUCGCACUCUGUUGCUCUGGAGCACCCCUUGUCCCUCUGUUCUCAGGAGGCAGCCCCUUGUCAUAUUCUCCAAGAAGCUGUUAAGAAAAGGAGGUGCCGAGUGUGGCAACAACACACUAUGGUCCACAGGUGUUUAAGGAGAACAGUGCGUGUGCAGUGUUGAUGGAGAGGGGAUCAGUCAUACCAUGACUGAUGUAUGAAACUUAGUCUCUCAAUCUGACUCCCAAGUUUGUGGCCCUGAAAUGUGGAAUAAAGACUGAGUUGGGUGGUUGAAACUGCUUGCUUGAGGAAUGUCAGCCUCAUAGAUUAAAACCCAAAUUUAUUUAAACCUUUAAAAACAAGCUAUUUAUAAUGUGUCAUUAUAAAUAAACAAGUUAAUUAAGGAAAAAAAAAGAGCUACUUUUAGUUUGCAGCACUUCUGAGCAUAAUGGACCCGCCUUACAGAUUCAAAGAGGCUGCUUUGGGCCUCCCUUCUCUUUGUCACCGUCCUUUGUCUGGCAUUCCCGAUUAAUUUUAUAUUAAUCUACUCUCGCCUUUUCUCCAGAUUGUUCUUUAGACAGAAGAGGUAGAGUUGUGAGAACUGAUCUCAUUCCUAACCUGAUUCCUAUCCCGCAUUCUGACCCUAAUCUGUGACUGCCAUCACCAACCAAACCCCAGCGAUGGACUCCCAUUACCUUUCUCUGGUUGUGCCUAGUCUCCUGACAUGGGCAUUAGAAAGGCACACAAUAUUGCAAACCUUUUGGUUUUAUCUAGGGUAGUAAUACUUUAGUAAUGGUAACAGUAGCGUCAACAACUGAUCUCAUAUGUAAUGCAAUCCUAGAAGGUAGUUAUCACUUUUCGUAUCCAUCUUUAUCUUCCCCAUCCGCAUAACUAUGAUGGAGACACUGAGGCUCAGAGAGGACAGGUUGCUUGCUCAAGACCAUAUUGCUCCUAAGUACCAGAGUCCAUGUUUGAACCUAGUCCUGCCUGAAGUAGGAGAAUUAUCUCAGCAUGACUUUGAAAUUCUUUCAAAGAAAGCUGCCCAAUAUUUUUUGCCUGUGAACUUUGACUGCAGUGAGAUUUCUGGUUAGUAUUCUGAAGCAGUUAAAUAAAUUAUAUUAAACGUUUCUGGUUUUACUUUGAUGAUGACUUAAGAAAAUGAAUAGAAACAUAUUUAGCAUCGUUGGGAUAGCCACCUUGUAACUGAACAGAUAUAAAAAUUUGCAUCUUAUUUUAUAUUCAUGAAUAUUCAGAAGCCAUUAUUAACAACAAUAACUAAAGCCCAACACCAUUAAUAGUCCAUAUAUUAUUUAAAUUUGACUAACGGUAUUCUUGUUUUUCUAGAAAUGAGAUGACCAGCUCUUUCAGAAUAUACAGCAACUGCCUCCACAUAAAGCAGUGCCAGGUUUAGGAGAUUUACGGUAAACCCAUGUUUCCAAGGAGGUCUGUACAGAAAGCCAGACUUCUACUGGCAGUUUCUGGGAGAGAUAGGCUUUCCAUGGCGGCCGUUUACUUUUGAUCUGGGAGACAUUCAUAAUAGAAAAGGCACAAGUGGGGUAUUUACUUGUUUCCCUCCGUUCCUCUAUUGUUUGGUGGCGUUGCCCUUGCAAGUAGGCAGGGCUAAAAUGAACUGGUUAUCCCAGGAUCAUGGAAAACCUGGAAUCAAGGCUCAAGAAUGCCCCCGAUUUUCGUUGUGAGAAGGGAAACGAUUUCUACUCUAUAUGCCAGAAGUGUGAGACGUGUGUCUUGGCCUGGAAGAUCUUCUCUACCAAAGAGUGGUUCUGCAGGAUCAAUGACGUGUCUCAGAGGAGGUUUCUAGUUAGCAUUCUGAAGCAGUUAAAUAGCUUAUAUUUGUUACACUAUUUCCAAAAUAUCCUUCAGACCACACAGGGAAAGGAUUUCAUCUAUAACAGGUCCCUGGUCGAUCUCAGCAAGAAGGAGGGGAAAGUUGCUAAGUCCUCCUUGAACCAAAUGUCAGAUAAAACAGUAGAACAGAAGAUGAAGGAGCUCUUGUACUGGUUUGUGAACAGCACCCACUGGACCAAGGCGAAUUAUACUCUCUUACUGCUGCAGAUGUGCAACCCCAAAUUACUGCUCACUGCUGCCCACGUGAUCAGAGUCCUGUUUCUGAGAGAACAGAACAAUAUCUCAGGGCUCAAUCAGGACAUCACAGAUGUGUGUUUUUCCCCGGAAAAAGACCACAGCUCCAAGUCUGCGACCUCACAAGUCUAUUGGAGAACCAAAACUCAGCACACGUCCUUUCCUUUGUCCAAAGCCCUAGAAAAUGAACACUUGCUUGGGGCAGCAUCUAACCCGGAGGGACUGUGGAGGCAUUCACUCCAGUGUAUUUCCGAGAUGAAUAGGCUGUUUUCUGAAAAAGGAGACUUAACCAAGCCAGGGUUCGAUCCCUGCAAUCUGUUGGUUGACCUGGAUGACAACAGAGACCUGUCUUCUGGGUUCAGCAAAUACCGAGACUUUAUCCGUUACCUGCCCAUCCACCUCUCCAAGUACAUUCUAAGAAUGCUGGAUAGACACACCCUGAACAAAUGUGCCUCUGUGAGCCAGCACUGGGCCGCACUGGCUCAACAGGUUAAGGUGGAAUUGUCGGCGCACGGCUUCAUUCAGAACCAGAUUGCCUUCUUGCAGGGGUCCUACACAAGAGAAAUUGAUCCUAAUUACGCCAGUAAAGUUUCUAUCCCAGUUCCUAAAAUGGUAGAUGACGGGAAGCACGUGCAUGUGAAACAUCAGAAAUGGAAGCUGAGAACGAAGACUGACUACAACCUGUGGACUGCAUACCAGAACCAGGAAACACAGCAGGUCCUGAUGGAGGAGAGAAAUGUUUUCUGUGGGACCUACAAUGUCCGCAUUCUCUCUGACAGGUGGGAUCAAAACAGAGUCAUCCACUACUCCGGGGGAGAUCUGAUAGCUGUGUCAUCUAAUCGAAAGAUCCAUCUUCUGGAUAUCAUACAAGUAAAAGCGAUACCCAUUGAGUUCCGAGGCCAUGCUGGGAGUGUCCGCGCCCUCUUCCUGUGUGAGGAGGAAAACUUUCUCCUAAGCGGGAGCUAUGACCUAAGUAUCAGAUACUGGGAUCUGAGAAGUGGGGCUUGCACACGAAUCUUCAGUGGUCACCAGGGGACUAUCACUUGCAUGGAUUUAUGUAAGAACAGGCUUGUAUCUGGAGCAAGAGAUUGCCAGGUAAAAGUGUGGGAUGUAGACACAGGGAAGUGCCUGAAGACGUUUAGACACAAAGACCCCAUCUUGGCCACCAGGAUCAACGACACCUACAUUGUGAGCGCGUGUGAGCGAGGGGUGGUAAAAGUGUGGCACAUUGCUAUGGGCCAGUUGGUAAAGACUCUCAGUGGCCAUGAGGGAGCUGUGAAGUGUCUGUUCUUUGACCAGUGGCAUCUCCUCUCGGGAAGUGCUGAUGGCCUGGUCAUGGCCUGGAGCAUGGCGGGGAAGUAUGAGCGCUGCCUGAUGGCCUUCAAGCAUCCCAGGGAGGUGCUCCACGUGUUCCUUCUCUUCCUCCGGGUCAUCAGCGCCUGUGCAGAUGGCAAGAUCCGAAUUUACAAUUUCCUCAAUGGGAACUGUAUGAAGGUGAUAAAAGCCAAUGGCAGAGGCGAUCCUGUGCUGUCCUUCUUUAUUCGGGGCAACAGGAUGGUGGUCAACACAGAGAGCAAUGUUCUCAUGUUCCAGUUUGAGCACAUAAAGUGGCAGUAUGCCAUGGAAAAAAUGAAACAAGAGAAGAAUAAGGAGAAAGAGGAGGAAAAAGAAGAAAAUAUCCUCAUGGAAAUUCUCUUCAAGUCUAAUACUCAGGUUCACAGCCCGAGAGAGUCUGUAUCCAGUAAACAAACUGUGAUCCAGGAGUUCCUACCAAAGAAACCCCCCAAGUCCCGAGUACUCCUGAAGCCAGCCAAGUUAUCUUCAGCGGAUGAUGCAGAAAAAGGACAAAAACAAGAACAAUUGGAAACUCCAGAGGAAUUGAUCAAUCACCCAAAGAGAAAGUCUUGGAAAAUCCCUAUGUCACCUGAUCGAUUCCUCCUGACUGUCAGCACCCUGCAGCAAGCCCAUAAUUCUGGGGAAUUUGCCUAUCCCUGUAGGCCCAAAACAGAAAUCACCGACGCCUGGGAAGCUUCAAUUACAUACCCAAGGAAGGUCUUGAAUUUCAAAGGAAAAUCAAUCCAAUAUGCAGUUGAUCGGUUGAGAUUCAGCAAUCCUCCCAUAGACGUGAAACAAACCAGUAUUCCCCUUGAAAUCCGGAAACUGCAGCCCAACUUGAAGAACUCUUUGCACAGUCCCAGAGUCCAGUCCACCAUACCCCAGCCCAUGAUUAUCUGCUCCAGGUUCUCUGGCAGCUUAAAGGGUGGAGACCAAGUGACCAGUUCAAUUGAAAGGGCAGUGGGCAGUACGGGUCCCCUGACCAGUAUGCAGGUCAUUAAACCAAACCGCAUGCUAGCUCCACAAAUGGGCACAGCCACCCUGUCUCUUAAGAAAGAACGGCCUUGCAUGUACACAGCCCUUGAUCCCCUUAGAGUGAACACUGAGUUCAUGCUGUUGACUGUGAAGGAGGAGAAAGAGUACCAGGAAGCCAAGAUGAAGGAAUAUCAGGCCAGGGAGUCCACUGGAGUGGUUGAUCCAGAAAAAGCUCGCAAAGCUGCGUGGAUCAGAAAAAUCAAAGGCCUGCCUAUUGAUAAUUUCAUGAAACGGGGGAAAACAGCGGCGCCUGAACUUGGACAAAAUGUGUUUAUCUAAACCAGCCUUGGGAAAUUACAAUGUCUUACAAUAAACAGAGAGCCAAGUGGA
This is a messenger RNA of Callithrix jacchus (white-tufted-ear marmoset), 7903 nucleotides long. RefSeq names its product F-box and WD repeat domain containing 10 (gene FBXW10). Gene Ontology annotation, molecular function: protein binding. The record is from RefSeq and is a predicted model, not a curated record. Lineage: Eukaryota; Metazoa; Chordata; Mammalia; Primates; Cebidae.